UACGUGGACAGCAUCCGGAUACGGGUUGCACAUCAGUGCCAGGUGUAGACACAGCAAAGAUCUACAGAUACAGAUUGUGCAGUUUUUACAUGGUUUAAUCCACACGGAGAUCUGAUCUCACCAUCAGUGAUCCGUCUGCAUGAGGAGACUCAAGCUGUAGCUGAACCGGUCUUCAUUGUCCAGCAGUGUGGUGAGAUGUUGAGAAUAACAGAUGUGUGACCAGUCGACAUCUGAACUGACACUGCCUGCACCGCUUAUGAACUGAGCUAGUGGUGAUGGCUGCAGAUAGAGGUAUAGUGGAAGACUGGCUCUCAGAAUUCAAGGCAUUGUCUGAAACGCAGCUGUCUGGUUAUGCUGGAGUCCUCCAUCAGAAAAAUACACUGGUACCGGCCCUCUACAGUGUCAUCCAGGACCCUGACAGUGAGCUGCUGGAGCCGGUGUGCCAUCAGCUUUUCGAGCUGUACCGCAGUUCAGAGAACUGUCUGCGCCGCUUCACGCUGCAGUUCCUGCCCGAGCUGAUGUGGGUUUACCUGCGCAGAGACAGACACAGCAGCGGCUGCAUCGAGGCUCUUCUGCUGGGUAUUUACAACCUGGAAAUUGUGGAUAAAGAUGGGAACAGCAAGCUGUUAUCCUUCAUGAUCCCAUCCCUGUCCAAGCCAUCCAUAUAUCAUGAGUGUCACUGUGUGUGUGUGUGUUCGUGUUCAUGUGUUCAGCCGUCUAGUCUGGGCUCCAUGGCUUUGACUGAGGGAGCUCUGUGUCAGCAUGACCUGAUCAGAGUGAUCUACAGCGGCCUGCACCCGCAGAGAGAGACCGUCACUGCCCAGAACAGGUUUGAGGUGCUGUGUUUCCUGAUGCUGUGCUAUAAUUCGGUGGUGGUCUACAUGCCCCCCUCAUCACACCAGGCCGUCUGCAGAAUGAGCUCACGGUUGUGCGUGUGCGGCUUUCCCCGUCAGCAGCUGAAGGCCUGGACGGCUCCCUGCAUACGUGUGGUGUUGGACCCAGAGUUCAUGGUGCAAAUGCUUGCUGCUGUCUAUCAUGCCAUAUAUAACGGCGAGUGGGAUGCGGGGAGAGAGGCUUUGGAUGACAUCCUGUACAGAGCUCAGCUGGAGCUGUAUUCGGAGCCGCUGCUGCUGGGCAAUGCGAUGAGGAGCUCUCUGCCUGACAGCGCUCCGGACGGAUCUCAGGGGAAGAAGGUCCUGCAGGUGGAGGUCACUCCUACCAUCAGACGAAUUUCCCACUGCGCCAUCACAGCUGCAUCCAUCCGCAGACUGCGCUGGAAGAGAGAGGAUGCAGACCGGCUGAGCGGAGAGGAAGAGUCCUUCGCCCUGAACGAUCCCGAUGAGGGCUUCUCGUCCGGCGCGUCUAACAGCAGCCAGCCCAGCGGUGUGCGCGGGAGCGCGGCGGCGCGUGCGGCCGGCCGCGGGAGCGGUUCUAAGAAGAGCCGCGUGUCCAGCGAGAAACGCGCGGCCGCUUACAGGACGUCCCAGCAGUGUCCGAUUCCCCUCGGCAGGACCUCCAGCACCUCCUGCACCACUCUGGACUGCAGGCCGCCCGUGGCCGACGUGGGUCUGAUCGAGGCGGAACUGAGCUCUGGCGCCGAGGCUCGCAGAUACUCCAUCCUCAGCCUGCAGGAGCGGCGUCUGCCGGAGGAGACCGAGAUGCUUUCACCUGGAAAACAGACCCGAUCGCCCAGUUUCAACAUGCAGAUCAUUUCACAGGUCUAGAACUGGAUGCCUCUUCCAUGGCUUUCAACAUUUAGUUGGACUGUCACUUACUGACAGAAGAAUUUUACCAAAAAAAUGAAAACUCUCAUUAUUUACUCAUGUCAUUUCAACCCUGUAUUCUUUGUUUCUUCCUGAAACAUAAAAGUGGUCAAACCUAGGAAGGUGAUUCAUACUGCCACUCAGUGAACACCGUACCAACAUCACACCAGUGAAUAUCACUUUUACUUAGUUUUCUACAGUCAAAUAAUAGUUUUGUAAAAGAGCAAAGUGAACUUUAAGUAGGUAUUCACUGAAAAAACUCUAUUGCAGCAAACACUAGUUCCCUCGUCACACCCCAGUGUGAUUUAUUUAACUCUUUCUAGCCAAGGAGCUAGUCACCGCAGCAUUUUUGAUUAUUUUCACGGCCCCCAGAUUAUUUAGUUGUAUGAAUAUCUGAACAUGCAAUAUGUCAAAAGAAAGAACAAAAUUGCAUUUAGUUAGAGCUGCAGCUAACGAUUAUUUUUACUGUCGACUAAUCUGUUAUUUUUCAGUUAAUCUAAUUAUUAUUUUAUUAUCAAUUGAUGAAUUCUUUAGUUAAACUGUCAAUAAAUAACAGAAACGUCUGCUAUUAAUCUUUUAUGAUUUUAUUCAAAUGUUUUCUCAUAAUACAUUACAAAAAAUAACAAAGAAAAAAAACAAUAAAGAAAAAUAACAAGAAAAGAGAGAAAAAGAAAUAAAUACAAUACAAUCAAUAGAAAUGCACAUUUACAGUUACUGUUUGGGACUGACAGCAGGUGCUCACAAGUGCAAGACUGGAAAUGUUUUGUUUAUUCAGCAGAUUAAAACAUCUGCUUGAAUACAUACAAAAAAAAUAAAAAUACAAAAUAAAAUACAAAAAACGUGUGGCAUUGGUACGUAAAAAAAAUGACUUUGGCGUGUAUAUGCUAUGAGAUGGGCAGGAUUCGGGAGUUUUUGUUUUUAUUUGGCGUACUAUUUAUACGCACUUUUCAUGAGUUUGGGUUGGUUCAUGAAAGAAAGAAAGCAGUCAUACAGGACUGAAAUGACACGACAGUAAAUGCUGUUGGUUUCCAUUGUUGGCUGAACUAAUCCCUUAAAACCCAAAGCGGCAGCUGGCCUGACAGGUGAUUUACCCAUCUCUCUCAGACCCCCAUCUGAGCCGGACCGACGUGUGCGAAUCGAACAUUGUGAAAUCUCAGAUGACACUCAACAAUAAAUCAUCUGUAGUCGACCAGAAGAUUUGAAAGCGUUACUGCGGUCUCUGAUUUGGAUCAUAUUUCAUGUAAACACUUGUUUUAUGGCAGCGUUUUUCAUAGUUAUGUUCUCAAGAUUAUUCUGACUGAAUUGAUCACAAGCCCUCAUGACUCUGAACUUGACAGACUCUCUGAGAAAUGGACAGUCAACAUAUAAAUUGAUCUCUUUGUGUGUGAAUAAUGUAAAAUACAGUUCUGUCAAAGGAUGACAUACUGUAGACGUGGACAGUUAGUGUUUUUCUCCAAACGCCAUCCUUGAAAAGUGCUGUGCUGCUCGGGACGUAGAUGUCCACGAAUGGGAUGAGCGUUAAUCUGCCGUCAGCAUCGCACGAUCGCAUCGGCGUCCGUAGAGUUGGUCUGCAGGUCAGGCUGUUCUGGGUAACGUGUGAACAGACGUGGUGAGUUUCCCAAGCCAAACUCUCUAAUAAUCAGACAUGAUUUUAUAGAUGGUGAAAUAAGCCUGUAAUAUGAUUAAAGAUAAGCAAUGUGUCAGUGUGUUUUGUCCAGAUAUAGAGACACUCAACAGAGAAGAACCUCUUGCAAAACAACCAACCACCCUGUGGAGACCAACAGGAGCUGUCUUGUGCUGUUGUGUGUGUUGUCAUGUCAAUUAUAUCUGCUGUAUCUGU
This is a messenger RNA of Labeo rohita (rohu), 3603 nucleotides long. It is a transcript of the gene hycc2, whose product is annotated as hyccin PI4KA lipid kinase complex subunit 2. Gene Ontology annotation, biological process: protein localization to plasma membrane; phosphatidylinositol phosphate biosynthetic process. The record is from RefSeq and is a predicted model, not a curated record. Gene Ontology annotation, cellular component: plasma membrane. Bases 276 to 1724 code for a protein of 482 amino acids. The transcript has 12 exons. Lineage: Eukaryota; Metazoa; Chordata; Actinopteri; Cypriniformes; Cyprinidae.